Myotis brandtii (Brandt's bat) is the source of this 2930-nucleotide messenger RNA. RefSeq names its product chromosome unknown open reading frame, human C17orf100 (gene CUNH17orf100). Bases 264 to 617 code for a protein of 117 amino acids. The transcript is spliced from 3 exons. NCBI's taxonomy places the organism in Eukaryota, Metazoa, Chordata, Mammalia, Chiroptera, Vespertilionidae. The record is from RefSeq and is a predicted model, not a curated record.
CGAGGGCGCGGUGCAGGGCCCGCGGAGCGCUGCGGGGCGGGGCCCGGUAUUUGCAAGGGAGAGAAAAGCCCGACAGAACCCGGUGCCUGCAUGCCAUGGUGUUGGGGCACUCUCGUCCACCCCUGUGCCUGCGGUGACGUGACACGCCAUUGUGACAUCAUCCCUUCCCUUGUGAUGUAACCCAGAGGCGAGACUAUCGGGGAGUGUUAGGCUGUGGGGCCUCCCGAGGUCUCGUGGCCUCCCACCCCCUUUCCACCCGUAGAAUGGCCUCACCCCUUCGGGGAAAGACCGCUUCGCCCCUGGUGGAAACCACCCGCUACAAGGAGACAUCGACGGUCCGCGUGGAGACCUCGUCCCACCGCGUGGAGACCUCCUCCCGGCGGGUGCACACGUCUUCCCGGCAGGUGGAGACCACCCAGGUCCCCUCUGGGAAGCGGCUUCCUCGCAUCCUCGAGGUGUCCUCCCAGCACGUGGAGACCUCCUCGCAGCGCACAGAAACGUCCUCCCGCCACGUCAGGGCCUCGUCCUUGCGCGUGGAGACGUCUCUGCACCGCGUGGAGAGCCCUCCCCGGAGGGACAAGACGGCAGCCAGCCAGAAUGUAAAAAUGUCCCGAUGAAACACUUCCCAAAGGCCACGAAAGGGCCAUGGCCCUCGGCCAGGACCACAUUGCCUCCAGUUUGCAGCCACCAAGCUGCCAGGUGGACCAAUCAGAGCAACCGCCUAUACAUCAGCCUAAGAAAGGCCAAUCUGCAGUUUCCGGACUCAGCCAACAUUUAUUGCCCACGCUGCACCUUGGACCUCCCUGCCUUUGACCCAGGCAACUGUUUUAACUGGAAGCCAGCACAAGUGUCCAGGUCCAUUCUCCUGUAUAAAUUGAGUUGAUGGAUAAGAGGCUGUUUGAACCUCUGAACCAGUUGACCUUCAUGGUACAGAUGGAAAAACUGAAGUCCAGAGAAGCCAAAAUAACUUGCCACCACUAUCCACUUGCAACCACUAUUUACUGCCUCCCAGGAUGGUUUCUUUUGAUAACCAUAUAAAGGUGGCCUCAUCUGGGCUGAUCUCCCGAGAAAUGGCGGGAGUGACCAGGCUGUCCCUCAGUGACCCCCUCCAAUGAAGUGCUCCCAGCUCUCCACCUUCAGAACAAAUGGACCUGCUUGUCCUGGCAGUGGGGGAUGUGGGUCCCCAAAGUCCAGAUGUGGAUAGCAGAGGGGCCCACAGCGGUGACCGCAGCUCAGCCUCUCUUCCUGCUCCGAGCCCCUGGCCCGAGGUGGCAGAAAGAGCUCCCUUCUCAGGCGGAACCCACUUGUCCCGGUGGAUGCAGUGGAUGCGCGGCCACCAGCACUCCAUGGUGCGGCAGGGACAGAGCGGGCUGGCGCACUGCCCACUUCCAGUGGCGUUGAAGGUUCCUAGGCACCUGGGGAGAUUUCAGGAAGACUUCAGAAAGGCAGCUGACCUCGCGGGAAGUCGGCGCAGAUGCACGUGGGAGCCUGCGGCCGGCGAGUUGCCGACUCCGGGCACUGGACCUGCUGCUCGUCACUGAGGCAGGCGGUCUCCGCUGUCACCUCGCAGAUACCGUGGACCUUGCAAUUGGAGGCUGUUAAAAGCUAGAAACUCAGACAUCGAGUUCUAGCUUCUCAUUUUCUUUAGACCAUUUUUAACACUCAUCUCUUUUAAAAAUGAUUAUAAAGUAGUGCAUGCCUAUUCUAAAAUAUUUGGAAAUACAGAAAGAUAAAAAUAUAUAACCCUGUAAGGUCACCAAAGAUAACUGCUGCUCUAUUUCCACCUCAACUUUUUUCCUGUGGUCAUGUAUGUUUUUAUUAUCAUAAAAACACAUAUAAUUUGUAUCUGUUUUAUUCACUUUAAAUAUAAGCAUUUUCAACAUAAAAAUGUUCUUUAUAAACACUUCUAAUGAGUGCAAAAGCGUGUUCUGAGUGGAUACACCAUGAAUAUUUACUGUUACCUAAAUAUUGGGCAUUUUAUAUUUUCAGUUCUUCGAGAGCAUAAAGACACAUUGAAGUAAACAUCUUUUAAACAUACAUCUUUGUCCACAGUUUGACUUUUCCGUUAGGUUCGAUUCCUACUCCUAGGAUAUAUAAGCAUGUUUUGCGUGUGUAUUUCUACUUUGCUUCCCAGAGGCUGAACUAAUGCUUGCCCACCUUACAACACAACCAACUACACCAAAAAAUACCACUUUAAAAACAUUUACCGAUUCGAAAGGCAAUUAGACUAUCGAUUCCUUUUACCAGGUGAACGGAGACUUGGUGAGGGAAAGGGACACGCCUAGGGUCACCAUAGGAGUGUGUGACCUCAUUCCACCCUCACGACAGCCUGUAGUCGUAGUGGAGGAGCUGAAGCACAUCGACGAGGUCACCUGCCCAGACCCACACUCAGCUCAUCAGCCGAGAGGCCUGAGUGUGACCCAUGUGGGCCACCCCAGGUCCCAUGUACUCAGAGCUGCUGUUCCCAAAUAGGUGCUGAAAGGUGGUUUGGGGCCAAGAGAUGAAGGGACUUGGGUUUGGAUUUACCCUGUAGGCAGAGGGGCGCCAUGAAGCAUCAAGGCUGUGUUUUACAAAGAUGUUUUUGGUGGACUGGCCUGGGGAGGCUGGAGAGAGGGCGGCCAGUUGGGGAGAUACGACAUGCAGAUGAUGUGAACAACAAAGGGACUGCCCAGACGCGUGUGGGCUGUGGGCUGUGGGCAGUCGGGAGCGUCAGGGGUCCAGGGAGGCCUCCCGCUGUGUCCUUUCCACUUGGCAAGGGCCAUGUUUAUCUGCUACACGUCAGGCAAAACCUGUGCCAACCACCAAAGACUCCACCUCAAGUCUAGCAAAUAAGAGAGAGGACGGUAUGGAUUACGUUAUAUUUAAAACAAGCCCACACAAUGCCUGUAAUUUUUUAUCCUGACUCCGUAAUUAUAGCUGGAGACCAGUUA